This is a messenger RNA of Miscanthus lutarioriparius, 774 nucleotides long. NCBI's taxonomy places the organism in Eukaryota, Viridiplantae, Streptophyta, Magnoliopsida, Poales, Poaceae. The record is from the annotation of a GenBank genome assembly.
AUGCCCUCCUCCUCAUCCUGCAACGCCUCGAGCUUCCCCAAUCACUUGUCUUUGCAUCAGUUUGCACAACAAUGGAGGGCUGCCGCCAUGACCGCCGGUGUUCCUCGUUCUUGCACACCAUUGAUCUUGUCUUGGGCCCACCUUCAGGAAAGGCUGGCGCAGGCAGAGUGCCCCUCAGCUGUGACCUGCAACUUGUACCACCUUCUCGACGGUAACAAGGCCUACGGUGUUAGUUUUCCACGCGGCUGCUUUACUGCGUGCUGUGGAGCCUCUCAUGGAUGGCUUGUUUUGGUAAACGAACUCUCCAAUCUUGUGCUUUACAACCCCUUCACCACGCGCAUUAUCCCUCUGCCACCAAUCACGGAUUUCUCAUGCGUGGAAGCAGUCUACCGUAGCGGAGGGAGCUUGGAAGGUUACCAUCUUGGAACGGGUGGAAGAGUCUUUGGUUCAAAUGAACUAGGAACAUUGUUUUACCAGAAGGCAGUGUUGUCUUGCAGUCCAUCCAAAGGUGGUGACUACAUCGUGAUGAUCAUCCAUCAUGAUAGUGAUUGGCUUUCUUUUGUUAAGGCAGGUCAGAGAAAUUGGCAAGUGGCUUCAACUUUAGUUGUAAGCGAGAAAGACAGAUAUGCAGACUGUGCAUACCAUGGUGGGAGGUUCUACACAGUUACAUUCCUUGGAAUGGUGGAGAAAUGGGAUAUCAACGGAUCGAAUGGACCAACAAGGGAGGUGGUGGUUGGUUGCCACAAGGCGCCAUGUAGGACUGAUCCUUACUAG